GCAAAUACCGAGGCACAGGAUCCAAAAUGUAGGACACUAUUGUUAGUUGCCGUUGGGCAAGGGGAUAAAGAAACAGUUAGAGUAUUACUAGAGAAUAGGGCAGAUAUUGAAGUGCGAGAUCCGAAAGGUGACACACCGUUAUUGGCUGCCGUUAGGGGAGGAGAUGAAGGAAUAGUCGGGGUGCUGCUUGAGAAAGGUGCCAUCGUUGAUGCGCGGGAUCAAGAUGGUCGGACACCACUCUUAUGUGCCGCUUCUGGUGGGCACGAGGGCAUUAGCGGAGUACUGCUAGAGUCUGGGGCGGACAUCGAGGCUCGGAAUAGGCAGUCUGAGACAGCGCUGUUCCUAGCUGCUCGGGAGGGGCAUUUCGCCAUUGUCCAGCUGCUUCUCCAACAUGGUGCGGAGGCCAAUAUUCGUAAUUGGAAUGGCCAUACACCAAUGGCAAUCGCCAAUGCGAAGGGCCGGAAAGCGAUUGUCAAGUUACUGUGCGAUAAACUUGCCAGCCAUGCAUAUCGUAACUCGCUGUAA
Molecule: messenger RNA, 525 nt
Organism: Aspergillus pseudotamarii
Lineage: Eukaryota; Fungi; Ascomycota; Eurotiomycetes; Eurotiales; Aspergillaceae
Product: ankyrin repeat domain-containing protein
Exons: 1
Molecular function (GO): protein binding
Source: RefSeq, a predicted model, not a curated record